Molecule: messenger RNA, 1694 nt
Organism: Carassius gibelio (silver crucian carp)
Lineage: Eukaryota; Metazoa; Chordata; Actinopteri; Cypriniformes; Cyprinidae
Product: transmembrane protein 68
Exons: 8
Coding region: 239-1228 (329 amino acids)
Cellular component (GO): membrane
Molecular function (GO): acyltransferase activity
Source: RefSeq, a predicted model, not a curated record
ACACUGACAGGAGCUGUUUCCUGUUUGUGUCACAUGUAAAGAGAGCCGGUUCAGUCAGGAAGGAAAACAUUUAUAGAGGGCAAAAGUGUCUAUUUCAUCGAGGUAUCAAAAUGGCAUUGCUGUGAAGUUGGUAUGUUUGGCCGAGCAACACAUUUUCGUUUGGAGAAGGUCUGCCCUUUGGCAGACUGUUGCCUUGCUCAGCUCAUCUGCCACACGGAGAGGCUAACAGGGAAGCAGCAUGUCCAGUGGGAAUGAGUCCUGUCUGUUUGAGAACGGCUCCGUCAGCUUCCUCUCCUGCUUGGUUCAUGUGUGGGAGGCUGGGCUCGUGCAGCUCGAAGACUACCUCAGUUUCUUUGAGUAUCUGCUCUGGGUUUUCACACCUCUAGCCAUAGUCUUCAUCCUGCCUUUUCUCAUAGUCAUCCUCCUCUAUCUGUCCAUACUCUUUCUCCAUGUGUACAAGCGUAAGAACCAGUUGAGGGAAGCUUAUUCCAAUAACCUGUGGGAUGGUGCGAGGAAAACUCUGGCAACCCUAUGGGAUGGACAUGGAGCUAUUUGGCACGGUUAUGAAAUCCAUGGUUUAGAAAAGAUUCCAGACGAAGGACCUGCUCUUAUAGUCUACUAUCAUGGAGCUAUUCCUAUAGACUACUAUUAUUUCUUGGCAAGUGUUAUCAUUCAAAAGGGAAGAACUUGUCAUUCGGUGGCUGAUCAUAUUCUGUUCAAGGUCCCAGGGUUUAAGCUCCUCUUGGAGGUGUUUAGUGUGAUCCACGGGCCGCAGGAGGAGUGUGUGAAGGCCCUGCAGAACGGCCACCUCCUGGGCAUCUCUCCUGGAGGAGUUCGGGAGGCCCUGUUCAGUGACGAGACAUACCCUCUACUCUGGGGCAAACGCAAAGGAUUUGCACAAGUGGCCAUUGACUCUAAAGUGCCAGUUAUACCCAUGUUUACUCGAAACCUGAGGGAGGGAUUUCGCUCACUUGGAACAUUAAGAUUUUACCGCUGGGUGUAUGAGAGGUUUCGCCUACCGAUAGCACCCAUUUAUGGAGGAUUUCCAGUCAAAUUUCGCACAUACUUGGGUGACCCCAUUCCAUACGACCCCAAACUCAACGCGGCUGAGUUGGCUGAAAAGGUGCAACAAGCAGUUCAAGCACUUAUCGACAAACACCAGAAGAUACCUGGAAACAUCCUCCGAGCUCUUCUAGAGCGAUUCCAAAGGGAACACAAAGAAGAUUAGACCACUUGCCUUCUCUCAGAUUGAAAAAAUAAAUAUGCUUCAAGCUUAAUUCAUCUGAAUACUAGAGAUUUUAUAAUAUUGUUACAUUAUAAGAUUAGCAACUACGUUACUGACACUAUUGGGACUAUUAGCAUGCACUGCAGUGUUGUAUAUCAAAUAAUGGUGUGUGUCUUUGUAACAUCUGGUUACAUCUGGUCUUGUGCAUUUCAAAGUUUUUUUUAUUUUUUAAUUUACAACUUACUUGCACAUUUUGAUUUUAUUCAAAGGACCACUGCCAAAAUAGUUUCCACAAAGCCUUUGUUUGUGUUGUGUGUGUUUUCUUUUUUUUUUUAUGUCCUUUUAAAAAUAUAACAUUCUGUCCUGGAAAUCGAUAAUAUUUAUCUACCUGAAGGAAAAUUGUGCAUGAUGUGAUUUUUGGGAUUUUGUAAGCACACUUAAUAAUAAUGAUGAGCGAUACAUGCUUGAA